CUAGGUGAUUCUUCAGCAUCGCAACAGAGCAAGAGUUGAAGUAAGCGCUGUGUGAGUGGGUACCUGAAACCAUGGCGCCUGCAAGCUUACUAACUUUUGCAGGCCUUGCGGCCGUUGCCGGGACUGGCUCGGCGUUCCUACAACCGCUCUCCCUCCCGGCUGCACCUCGAUCGCAUGCGCUCGCUGGUGGCAGGGGCUAUGGUACUCGGAUGACGGUGGGUACUACAGCAGAAGCCGAGGCGGUCGGACUAGAGGAAUGGACCAAGUACUGCGAAGACACCUCAGCUACCAAGAGAAGAACCUCGCGCACCGUUUGGGCCGGCAAAGUGCCGAUCGGGUCCGAACACCGCAUCGCACGACAGACCAUGACUACGACCAACACCAACGAUGUGGACGCCACCGUCGCUCAGGUGAUCAAGUGUGCCGACGCUGGUGCUGAUCUGGUGCGCAUCACGGUGCAGGGAAAGCGGGAGGCCAAAUCAUGCAAGCUCAUCAGGGAAAAGCUCAACGAGUUGGGCUACGAUGUGCCGCUGGUAGCAGACAUCCACUUCCAGCCGAAGGUCGCCAUGGAUGUCGCUGAGGUUUUCGAGAAAAUUCGCAUCAACCCAGGAAACUUUGUGGACGGCCGCAAGACUUUCGAAGAGUACGUCUAUGACUCAAAGGAGGAAUUUGAUGCGGAUCUCAUCCCCAUCGAAGCAAGCUUCAAGCCUCUUGUACUCAAGUGCAAGGAGCUGGGCAGGGCCAUGCGCAUCGGCACCAACCACGGAUCUCUCUCUGCUCGGGUCCUAUCGUACUACGGCGACACCCCUCGCGGCAUGGUCGAGAGCGCUGUGGAGUUCGCCAACAUCUGUCGCAAGUAUGACUUCCACAACUUCGUGUUUUCCAUGAAGGCGUCCAACCCCCUCGUUAUGGUCCAGGCCUACCGCCUGCUGGCCGCAGAACAGUACAGACGAGGGUGGGACUACCCGUUGCACCUUGGGGUUACGGAAGCGGGUGAGGGCGAGGAUGGAAGGAUGAAGAGCGCCAUUGGAAUUGGAGCUCUGCUCAUGGAUGGCCUCGGAGACACUAUCCGCGUUUCUCUGACAGAAGACCCGGAGUUUGAGCUGAGUCCUUGCGCAGAAUUGGCCGAGAUCGGCAAGCGCGCUACGGCAGACACUGCCGGACACGCGGCAGUGCCCGCCUUCGAGGAGACCACGAGAGACUUCCAGUCCUUCGAGCGCAGGACUGGGGCCUUGCCAGAGCAGCAGGAAACGGACCCAGUCGACGUGCGAGGCUACCUGCACCGCGAUGGCUCGGUGAUGAUGCCAAUCUCCGUGGAGGACCUGCAGAACCCUCAGGCUCUCUACCAAGUGCUUGGAUUCAAGACUGCCGUAGGGAUGCCGUUCAAGGACAUCGCCACGACCGACAGCGUGUACCUGGAGCAAGUCCCUGCCACAGAUGACAAGAAGGCGCGCACUUCACUUCGCCGAAUGCAGGAGGCGGGAGUUGGCGUCUUGGCACCGCUGGCGGCCUUGGAAGCCAACCCAAUUGCGAAUGCUGUCGCAGUUGUGUCUCUGGAAGACGUGGCAAAGUCAGGAGGGCAAGUCAACCUGCCGGAAGGCGCCAUCAGGCUUGCUGUGGAGAUCGAGGGGACGGAAGACCUUUCGGUGCUGUCCAACAUCUCCCCGAAGCCCAUGGUGGGCCUUCUCAACGUGCCAGCUGGAGUCAGCCGCGUUCAUGCUUCUCGGCGAGUGUUCCAGCACCUCGCGGACGCCAAGAACGAUCUGGCCGUUAUUCAUCUUGCGUCUUUCCCAGAUGCCUCGGAGAUGACGCAAGAUAAGUUCAUCCUGAGCGUCGGGGCCCAGGUGGGAGGCUGCUUGGUGGACGGGCUGGGAGACGGUGUUAUGGUGCAAGCUCCCGGCCUGGAUGUGGGCAUGCUGCGCUCUGUCUGCUUCGGCCUCCUGCAGGGAUGCCGCAUGCGCAACACGAAAACGGAGUACGUGUCUUGCCCGAGCUGCGGACGAACCCUCUUCGAUCUUCAAGAGGUGACAGCGCAGAUAGCUGAAAAGACCGGGCACUUGCCGGGGGUUGCCAUUGCCAUCAUGGGUUGCAUCGUAAACGGCGUGGGAGAGAUGGCAGAUGCCGAUUUCGGAUACGUGGGUGGGGCACCUGGAAAGGUGGAUCUUUACGUGGGCAAGGAGAUGGUGCAAAAAGGAAUCCCCAACGAGGAGGCCUGCGACGCCCUGAUUGAUCUCAUCAAGGCGAACGGUCGCUGGGUUGACAAAGAACCGGCCGAAGAGGAAGUCGUGGCCGCGUGAACCGCGUGAAGGAUCAAAUCCACUCUUUUCCGAGGGAAGGAAUUUUUUUUCGAGCGAUGUAGGGUUUUGUUUUAGAGAGAGACGACGUUCCAACUAAUCGUUUAGUGUUUCACAAACUACACUAGGUGCGCACACGGAUCUACCCGGUACUUGUCACCUAGGGCUAUCGUGUACAUUCCUGAUCUUUUGAACCAGUAUCUGCCCGGCAAAUAUGGCAUGCCCUGUCACCCCUGACACAUGCAAAAACAAACGAGUACAGCUCGUUCCACCUCGAAUCAUAACGCGUUUUCUCGUUCGGGCGUCCCGUUCACCCGCACCAAAAUCCUCAGUCUAGUGUAACGAACCCCGUCGUUCUUCAUUCGAGAAUUCAAGCUGUCUCGAUCGAGGCGCUCUAGCUGGGGCACGCCUGGUGACUGCAGGCUUCUUUUUCAAGAGUGACACAUUCGUGGUGCUUGCCUCACGAAAACAACGGCAAUCUCAAAAACUUUAACUUGUCUAUAUUUUCUUAUUUACUCGACGCAAAAAUGCACGGAGCCUGCUUUUUUGGGAAAAGAACCACUUCUCUCGUGCCGAACACAACCAAUGGCUUCCCCACCCUCCCCCCUCCCGCUUGGCAGCGUACUGCUCUUCGUAACAGGCCAAGCUACCUAACUGCUACGUAUCUUCACUUCUUAACUCCCUCUUCACAGGGAUGGCCGUAUGAUUAGCUCCCACUCUGCAGAGGGACAACCGUUCGGUUUGUCGUUUGAACAAGGGUCUCGUAUGCGAUUUGAACUGGCGUGGACCACUUGCCACUGUCUUUCAUCGCCGCCUUUUUCCUCCUGCAUGUCUUCAACAGAUCGUUGAUGCGAACGCUUUCCGGCAACCCACCACGUUGGAUGACCGUGUUUGAC
Messenger RNA from Ectocarpus siliculosus, 3190 nucleotides. The record is from the annotation of a GenBank genome assembly. NCBI's taxonomy places the organism in Eukaryota, Phaeophyceae, Ectocarpales, Ectocarpaceae.